Magnolia sinica is the source of this 1979-nucleotide messenger RNA. RefSeq names its product guanosine nucleotide diphosphate dissociation inhibitor At5g09550-like. Gene Ontology annotation, cellular component: cytoplasm. Gene Ontology annotation, molecular function: Rab GDP-dissociation inhibitor activity. Lineage: Eukaryota; Viridiplantae; Streptophyta; Magnoliopsida; Magnoliales; Magnoliaceae. Gene Ontology annotation, biological process: protein transport; vesicle-mediated transport; small GTPase-mediated signal transduction. The transcript is spliced from 13 exons. The record is from RefSeq and is a predicted model, not a curated record. Bases 61 to 1398 code for a protein of 445 amino acids.
UCUCUCUCUCUCUCUCUCUCUCUCUCUCUCUCUCUCUCGCAACUGCUUGCCUCCUUCGCGAUGGAUGAAGAAUACGAUGUGAUAGUGCUUGGGACAGGCCUCAAAGAAUGCAUCCUCAGCGGCCUUCUGUCCGUCGACGGACUCAAAGUACUACAUAUGGAUCGAAAUGACUACUAUGGAGGAGAGUCUAGCUCCCUCAGUCUCACACAGCUUUGGAAGAGGUUUAGAGGCGAUGAAAAGCCUCCAGAGCAGUUGGGUUCGAGCAGGGAUUACAAUGUCGAUAUGAUUCCCAAGUUCAUGAUGGCCAAUGGAAUUUUGGUCCGCGUCCUCAUCCAUACCGAUGUUACUAAAUAUCUGAGCUUCAAGGCCGUCGAUGGUAGUUUUGUUUACAACAAAGGGAAGAUUCACAAAGUGCCGGCUACUGAUGUGGAAGCAUUAAAAUCCCAGUUGAUGGGUCUCUUUGAAAAGAGACGUGCUCGGAAGUUUUUCAUUUACGUGCAAGAUUACGAAGAGAGCGAUCCAAAAUCGCAUGAAGGGCUAGACCUCAACAAAGUCACAACGCGACAAGUUAUUUCGAAAUAUGGGUUAGAUGACAAUACGGUUGAUUUUAUCGGGCACGCAUUGGCACUUCAUAGCAACGAUAACUACUUGGAUGAGCCCGCAUUGGAUACUGUAAAAAGAAUGAAGCUUUAUGCAGAGUCCUUGGCACGAUUUCAAGGAGGAUCUCCAUAUAUUUACCCACUCUACGGAUUAGGAGAACUCCCCCAGGCGUUUGCUCGUCUAAGUGCUGUUUAUGGUGGCACCUACAUGCUCAACAAGCCUGAGUGCAAGGUAGAGUUUGACGAAAAUGGGAAAGCUUUUGGUGUGACCUCUGAGGGAGAAACUGCUAAGUGCAAGAAAGUUGUAUGUGAUCCUUCCUAUCUACCUAACAAGGUUCGGAAGGUUGGAAAAGUCGCUCGCGCUAUAUGUAUAAUGAGUCAUCCCAUCCCACAUACCAGCGAUUCUCAAUCAGUGCAGAUUAUCCUGCCACAGAAACAGCUCGGACGCAAAUCAGAUAUGUACCUGUUUUGCUGCUCUUAUUCUCAUAAUGUAGCCCCAAAAGGAAAAUACAUUGCUUUUGUUUCAACUGACGCGGAGACCAACAAUCCCGAGGUUGAGUUGAAGCCUGGAAUAGAACUGCUUGGGCCUGUAGAGGAGACAUUUUUUGACAUCUACGACAGAUACGAACCUACCAACCAGAACGACGGAGACAAUUGCUUCAUAUCUACUAGUUAUGAUGCAACAACGCACUUCGAGUCAACAGUAGCAGAUGUGAUUGAUAUGUACAGUCGGAUAACUGGAAAGGCUCUUGAUCUAACUGUGGAUCUCAGUGCCGCAAGCGCUGCCGCUGAAGAAUGAAAUUCCUAAUAUAUUUUGCUAUUCAUAAGUUUUUGUGGAAAAAGCUUCAAGGACUCCAAACAUUUCUGUUUGUUGUUAUUUCUUUCAUUAACCAUGAAAAUUUCUACGCUCUGAUGUUUCAGUUUCCCUUUCUUCUGUUUAAAAUCAACACAUUGAAUCUAUUUAUGGCUUGCCAGACUUUUUAGUUGAAGCUCCUUUCUUAUAGUUGUUGUCUCAAGUGCUUGUGGAUGUGUUUAGGCCUUCUUAGUAAGAACUUCCAUGCUAUUUUAUUUUUUUUUUUGCAUAAACAUUCCACUCCAUAACAUGAGAAAGUUCCCUUUGCUGCCCUUCCAUAAACAGAACUCAACUGUUUGUAGUGUUUGGAUGCAGCACCCGAUAGUUGUUGGUGUGACUCCCAUGCCAACGAGGCACAUGUUUGUGGCAGUGAUUUCAGGAAAGUUUGUGUAUGGCAUUGGCUAUCAAGAGUAAACAUGUUCAUUGUUUGUGGAUUAUAUAUAAGAAUUGAGGGAAAAAAUUCAAAAGAUGGAAUAGAUAAAGGACAACAUCUUUCUACAAGAAGAUGGAACAAAGAACAUGGAAAG